AUGUACGCCGCCAACCAAAAGGCGUGGAUGUCGCGAGCAAUUUUCAGUGAGUGGCUCCGGGACUUUGACCGUGAAAUGGAAAAGCAGGGUCGGCAUGUGUGCCUUCUGCUCGACAACUGCUCAGCGCACCAUGUCGACCUCCAUCUUACGAACGUGGAGCUGCGAUUUUUCCCACCGAACUGCACAUUGCUGAUCCGGCCACUGGAUCAAGGCAUUAUAAGGAGUGUUAAGUGCGCCUAUCGCGCACGUGUAGUGGACCGACUGCUGCUGGACAUUCGAUUCGGCAGAGAAUCGAAAGUGGACGCCAUCCAAGCCGUGGAGAUGCUUGCAGCGAGCUGGUCUGCAACCAAACGCGAGGUCAUCACAAACUGCUUCAGGAAGGCGGGGUUUGAGAGGACUGAUGAGGCAGAAGACACCCCAUGUGCUGACGUGGAGGAAGCUGAGCCAAGCGUUCUGGAAGACACUUCAGACGCGCUCGCUGUGCUCCAGCGAUGGGAAGAACUUCGAGAACAAGGUGGGGUGCCGGAUGAUGUUGCACUGGAGGACUUUUUGAACGCCGACUCAACGGCAGUAUGCACAGAGGAGCUUAGUGAGGCCGACAUCGUCGCCGGUCUGCGUCAGGAUACACACGAGGACAGCGAGAGCGACACUGAAGAGGACAUAUGUGUGCCAUCUGUUAGGGAGGUGCUCGACUCUAUUGACGUGCUUCGACGAUACGCGGCAUUGAACAAGGACCAGGAGGGCGCUCUGGCAGCGCUGGCAAGCUAUGAACGGUCUGUGACACCGACGUUCUUCAAGACCGUGCAAAAGGGAGUAACUGACUAUUUCUGUGCCAAAUAA
Molecule: messenger RNA, 840 nt
Organism: Ornithodoros turicata
Lineage: Eukaryota; Metazoa; Arthropoda; Arachnida; Ixodida; Argasidae
Product: tigger transposable element-derived protein 6-like
Exons: 1
Coding region: 1-840 (279 amino acids)
Cellular component (GO): nucleus
Molecular function (GO): DNA binding
Source: RefSeq, a predicted model, not a curated record